Molecule: messenger RNA, 1440 nt
Organism: Harmonia axyridis
Lineage: Eukaryota; Metazoa; Arthropoda; Insecta; Coleoptera; Coccinellidae
Product: vesicle transport through interaction with t-SNAREs homolog 1A-like
Exons: 4
Coding region: 67-729 (220 amino acids)
Biological process (GO): intracellular protein transport; retrograde transport, endosome to Golgi; macroautophagy
Cellular component (GO): SNARE complex; ER to Golgi transport vesicle membrane; late endosome membrane
Molecular function (GO): SNARE binding; SNAP receptor activity
Source: RefSeq, a predicted model, not a curated record
AGAGACAUCUACCGGCUACUUUUAUAAGUAACAAAAUAUGAAGUAAUAUAAAGUGAAGUAACUAAAAUGGUUACACUUUUUGAUAAUUAUGAACAGCAAUAUUCAGUUCUAACAGCUGAUAUCACAGCGCAAAUCGGUUCAUUGGCAGCUUCAAACACUAAGGAUCGUAGGCAGCUAAUAAGUAACAUAGAAAAACAUGUUGAAGAAGCACAAGAACUGCUGGAACAAAUGGAUUUGGAGGUUAGGGAAAUCGAAGCGCCAAAGAAAACUAGAUGCAGAACGAAACUGGAUUGUUAUCGAGCCGAACUCAAGCGGCUGACAUUGGAAUACAUCAAAGCUAGGUCGAUAAAACAGGGAUCGUUAGGUUACGACAGUACAGAUCCCGAUGAUAAUUUUGAUCCGCGAAUUUCGAAUGAUCAAAAGCAGAGGCUCCUUGAUAAUACGGAAAAACUAGAAAGAAGUGGAAACAAACUUGAGGAGAGUUAUAAGAUUCUAGUUGAGACUGAACAAACUGGUACCCAGAUUUUACAGAACCUUGGGGAACAAAGGGAAACAAUUCAAAGGUCCAGGAAUAGGUUGAGAGAAACAGAUGAAGAACUGAGCAGGGCUUCGAGGAUACUUAACGCAAUGAUUAUGCGAUCACUACAGCAAAAGUUGGUAUUGUUAAUUGUUGGUGCCUGUAUGUUCAUUGCUCUCUGUUUAGGGAUUUAUCUAGGAUUCAAGAACUGAUCCCAAUAGUCAAUAUUUAUUUGAAAGAGUUACUUGGUAUUAUAUCGUUAUUUAUUGCACUGCCUGUUGAUUUUAUAUUUAUACAUUCCUAUAUUGUUAUUUUGAAGUGUAAGCCAUUAUAUCGUUAGUAUUAGGAACUAUAGUACAAAACUAACUUUUGCCUUUAGAUGAGUUCUUUUUAUGAAAAAUAUCUAAUUCUAUAUUUUUAAGAAUUCAGGGUUUUUUUAAUGGGACGGAGUUCUCUAACUAUUUGAAGAAAUAAAAAUUCACUCGCUCAUUCAAUGACAAAAAAUGCUGUAAUUAUAGGGAUUUCCAUUGUUUGAAAUUAUGAACUGAUUUAUAUAAUUCACUAAAUAUAGUUUGAAAGACGGAUAUUCUUGUUUGCUAUAGAAUAUAUUAUUAUUUUUAUCCACUUGACAAAUAAAUUUAGCAGUUCUUUGAACUUCAUUUAGUGAAAAUCAUAUAAAAAUUGUGAGAUACUUCGCGAAGUUUUCUUAUGUAUGAAGGUUCAAUUCAGCUAAGUCUAUGGUAGGAAUAUUAUUGAUUCAAAUAUUUUGGUCCAUCUUGGAGAAAAAUUAGAAUUAUGUAAAAUGUGUGGCAUUCAAAGGAUUAAAACCAUUUGAACAUUAAUAUUGGAAGAGUUUUAUAUUCUUUAUAUUGAAGUUAUCACAUGUAUUUGAUAAUUUAUAAAUAAAUGAAAAAAAAACCUCU